This is a messenger RNA of Liolophura sinensis, 1955 nucleotides long. RefSeq lists its product as uncharacterized. The transcript is spliced from 5 exons. Bases 147 to 806 code for a protein of 219 amino acids. Lineage: Eukaryota; Metazoa; Mollusca; Polyplacophora; Chitonida; Chitonidae. Gene Ontology annotation, molecular function: GTP binding; GTPase activity. The record is from RefSeq and is a predicted model, not a curated record.
UGACCGUGAAAUCCAAUCAGUGGCUUUGGAUUGUUACAGUUUUAACAAGGAUCAAUGUAGGACUGAAAGUCAAUGUGUUAUUCGACUCGAGCUCCUGAACAGUGUAUAGCGUAUAGUGGCAGAGGUUGUAGGCCUAUUGGAAAACAAUGGGAACCUUGUGGUCCCGUUUGUGGAACUCUCAGCACCAAUACAGAAUUCUUAUACAUGGUCUGGAUUGCGCUGGCAAGACUACUGUCCUCUACAGGCUAAAACUCGGUGAAGUCGUCACCACCAUUCCAACCAUUGGAUUCAAUGUGGAAACACUAACAUACAAAAACGUCAGCUUAAUAGCGUGGGAUCUUGGAGGACGCGACAAAGCGAGGGCACUCCAUCGCCAUUACUACGCGAACACCCAGGCGAUCAUUCUAGUAGUGGACAGCACGGAUAGGGAACGCCUGGACCAGGCCAAAGACGAGCUACACCAGGCGUUGUGGGAGGACGAAUUGCGGGAUGUCAGUUUGCUGGUCAUGGCGAAUAAGCAAGACUUAUCAUCGGCGAUGUCGACAGAUGAAGUCAAAGAGGGAUUGAAGCUGGACUCCCUUAGGCAGAGGGAUUGGGCUAUAUUUCCCACGAGUGCCACCAAGGGCGAAGGUCUUGCGGAGGCACUUGAUUGGCUCACAUCUCACCUGGGACACCCUGAUGUUAAGUCAGCGUUGGUUAACCCCAUAGCGGAAACUGCCAUGGACCUUAAAGAAACUGUAACAUACACAACAAUGUGUCUUGAGAAACCUUACGAACUUAUCAAGAAAUGGUUUUCGCCCAGUUGAGUUGGCCACAUAUAUCUGUGGUACCAUCAGUAUCACACGUUUGCUUCUUAAGAUUGUCUGCCAAACGUAUUCAAGGGGUUUAACUUACUAUUCUUGACCAUUACAUCCACAACGGAAAUCCAUGGUUGGGAUGCAUUGUAUCAUGAAAGCAAAACUGAUUCCAGGUAUCAACUGGAAUCAUAAACGGUAUUUUUUAAACUUACUGAAUUUGCUCGCUGCCAUCAUAACUAUCUGAUAUGUCAUGCAUCCGUGACGUUACUGGCUAAACACAACAUUUAACACAAGAAAUAUCGAGCUUUAGAGCGUGGGAAGGUCUGGCAGCUAUUGGCGAAUGGUCGUGGGUUUCGCUGGGUUUCCUGACAGUAUAAAUGUCGGCCGCCGUCGUAUAAGUAAAACAUUCUCGAGUACGGCGUAAAACACCAUUCAAAUAAAUAAAUAAUAUCGAGCUUUACUCGUGACACUACUUUAGGUGUAUUUAUACGUGGUUUCGAAAUCUUUACACUUCAUAAAAAGUAUUUACUUAGAUGAUAUGAAAUCUUCUUAAUAAAAGCCACCUGUGAUUGCUGUGUUUAUGGCUUUGUCUUUGUACUGAUUCAUCUGUAAUAUACCGAUUAUAUGACGUGUCAGAAAUCCCAAGUCUGUGAUAUAUAGGAGAUUUAAUUGCAUGAGAGAAAAAUCUUUCAUAAGCAGUUUAUUUUGUUCGUGUCCCGUUGUCAUAUACGCUUCGUUUGUGAUUUAUUUUGUAUAUAAGCUUACAAAAGUUUUGUUCAGUGAUAUAUGGACUACAUUGUAUCAAGAUGCCUUUAUCCAUGGAGUAUAACAUUGUAAGUUUUUCAACAUAAAUUUAUCAUCAGCUUUACUUGGACUCCGCAUAUAUGAUAAGAGAGUCAGUUUCUGUAGUUUUGAAUGCAUGUUUUGGUUUUAUUAUCACACCUGUGUAAACUGUAGACGCGUGUACAAGUAUUUGCGCGGAAUUAUUCUUCACGAAAGCUUUUCACAUGUACUUUUCUCAUUUGUAUAUGUUAUUGUAAGUGAAAUAUUGCGACGGAACAGUUACAUAGCUAUAUAUGUAUUUCACACAUUUUAUACAUUGUUUUGUGUAUGUUUCAAUAUAAUGAUAAUAAAUUUUAAUCAAUACCGUUUGUCUAA